Molecule: messenger RNA, 804 nt
Organism: Bufo bufo (common toad)
Lineage: Eukaryota; Metazoa; Chordata; Amphibia; Anura; Bufonidae
Product: E3 ubiquitin-protein ligase TRIM39-like
Molecular function (GO): protein binding
Source: RefSeq, a predicted model, not a curated record
AUGGUGCAGACCCUCUUGGUGAAGUUACAAAAUCGUCUGCAGGCAUUAAGAAAGGAGCUUGCCAAUAGUGUCCAACUUAAAACUGAAGAAGAAGAAAGAGCUCAAGAACUUCAGGCUGAAGUUUUACAAAAAGGUCAAAUGGUGACUGCAGGCUUUGAAGGUUUGCGACAACUUCUGGCUGUUGAAGAAACAGCCAUCAAUCACCGUUUAGAAAACCUUGAGGGAGCAAUUAAACAGAGGAGAAACAAGUGUGUUAGCAGGCUCAAUGAAAAGGUGUCAUCGCUCCAAAAAGUCAUCACUCACCUUGAAAAAAGUUUUCUCAUUUCAAACAGCCAUAAUUGUCAGGGGCAGAAAUCUUCUGUCGGCAGACAUUCCUCAACUUCCUCAUCCAAAACACUCCUCAUUCUGUCUUUACGUGUUCCAUUAUCCCUGGACCUGAAAACUGUCAACAGACAACAUGUGAAAUAUGUGGAAGAUGCACUGCAUUUGGCCCCAUGUCCAGAGAGGUUCGACUCAAAACCAUGUGUUUUGGAAACCACCGGAUUCAGAUUAGGGAAACAUUAUUGUCAGGUGGAGGUGGGAGGAGGCAUAUACUGGACCACUGGAAUUGCUAAACAGUCUGUUUGCAGAAAAGGAAUGUUUAGAAUUGAACCAGGUAGAGGAAUAUGGGCAAUUGGUCUACUUGGCAUGUAUACAGAUAGAUACUAUGCUUUCACCAACCCUGAUACUCUCUUGAAUCCUAAGGAACAACUGGAAAGAGUUGGAGUCUUCUUGAACUGUGAUGAAAACUCUACCCAUCUGUAG